Molecule: messenger RNA, 609 nt
Organism: Strongylus vulgaris
Lineage: Eukaryota; Metazoa; Nematoda; Chromadorea; Rhabditida; Strongylidae
Source: the annotation of a GenBank genome assembly
AUGACGUCAUCCACGCCACCGUACAUUCCAUCUUCGAGUACAACUACAAGUCAAACAAACGCUGCGACGUCUUCAGCAUCGAAUCCGAUGGCGUCAUCAGCACCGGUGAUGACGUCGUUCAGAGAUCUGGCAUCGGGCUCCCCAAUGACGAGCUCCGCUUAUUCUCUCGGCGGGAGAAGCGAGGUCGCUGAUAUACCGGAAGAGGAUGAAGAUUCGCAUGCGGAAAGGCGGCGUAGUCGAGGAGAAAUAUCAAUGAGCAAAUUCAUAAGACUAGACAGAGAGGAACCGAAGGAUAUACAGAAGGAAUAUCUGGAGAGAAAGCGUUCACGAGAAGGACCAAAGCAGAUUUUCCCAAUGUUCAUUGGGUUGGCUGAUGCUGACGUGGAACAACGGGCUGCUGAUGUACCUCGCAGUGGACGAAUCAUAAUGACGAAACGAUUGUCAAUGACGUCAUUAACUUCUCUGAAUAGCAUUGAUAUGACGCCUACUUCAGAGGCUCAAAUUCCACAACCGGAUCGAGCACCAUGUAGUCGUCUAGCAUCGGACCUCAUGCAAAUGUACCUCAACAAUCAGGAUACGGACGUUGUGAUAAGAACAGAAAGUGGAGAU